AUCGGUGACUUCUCUUGCUGUCUGAUGGUCAGCAAACUGGGUUUUUACGAAGAUCACGCCAUGGCUUCAGCAUCACAUGCGUUCUGUGCCACCUUGCAAUCACCGCAGACGUCACAAGGCUAAGCAAACAAAAUGAUAUGACUUCCCAUGUCAAGACCUGGGGACGUUCCCGCAAGGCUGAAACAUGCCUCUACUCCGCAGUCUCCUCUCCCGACAUACAGACAGCGAGGGCAAGUUGAGUGCGAAGCUGCCAAAGUCGCCAAAGUCGCCCAAAUCCCCCAAGUCUCCAAAAUCUCCCAGGUCUCCUAAGUCUCCUAGACCCUUGACGUUCACGGAACGGAAUCCUGACUAUCUCAACCAAUGCGUGGGCUGCAACAAGGUCGAGGACCUGAUAAGGUGGAACAUUGAACAGCAGAAGAAUGGCGGAGACAGAGUGCCGUGGACUCUCUUACACAACAGCUUCGAUGAGCUAGACAAAUGCGCCACCAAGUGCGAGAUCUGCCGCGUGUUCCGACAAUCACUUCUCCUGGAGGAAGUCACUUUUGACGGGGUAAAGAAAAUCCAAGACGCGCAAGGCGAGGUGAUUGUGCGCUGGCAAGAGACGACUGCUACAGACGGCGCACCCAGCACCUUCUUGACAGUAGAGGUCGAAGACGGGCCCGGACGUGCUGGAGUGGUGAAUUGCAACAGUCAAAGUGAAGUUGCACACCUUGCGCUACACGCCGAUGGUCGCGAAACAGCUGUGAUUGAGCAGGCCAAGGAAUGGAUGAAUGUUUGCCUCAACAACCACAUCGGACAGUGCGACAACUUGAAGUUUAGCAGCGAGAGUCCCCAGCUGCUGAUCGAGAUUCUUUCGCCCGAAUCCAUACGGCUAUGCGAGAACCAGUCGAGCGAAUAUGUAGCACUGAGUUAUUGCUGGGGUAAUCCACAAACCCUAUCACAAGCUGAACUGGAUGAGGUGGAGCGAGGAAAGACUUUUACAACGAAUCUGGAUCGCCGUCAUCAGCCAUUUCGCAUUGACGACCUCCCUACCACUGUGCGCGAUGCGCUUUACAUUGUUCAUGCGAUGGGUAUCCGCUAUGCCUGGAUCGAUACUCUGUGUAUCGUUCAGGACAAACCCGAAGGCGUGGCCACAAUGCACAAGGUCUAUUCCAAUGCGCUCUUCACGUUAUGUGCCUGCGCUACAACUCGGGCCACGGCAAAGUUGCUCGACCGGCGCGAGGCAUGGACCCAAAGGACAGAGCCAUGUCGACUCGGCGGACAAUGGCUGACGACAUCGGACAUGUCUUUGAAUGAGUUGCGCUUGAGGUCGCCGCUCGCAGAACGCGCUUGGACACUUCAAGAGGAAAGGUUGAGCCCUCGAAUGCUGUACGUUUCUAGCAGCAGGUUUCAUUGGUCUUGUGCCAGGAGCCAUGAGAUGGAACUGAAGCCCACAUACGAACAAAAAGUCACCAAGCUGCACAGACCAGUGUACGCGGCAUCAGACCGCAAUACCCAGAUGCCGGUAGCGCAGGAGUUCCUGCUGGCCUGUCAUUCUGGCACAAGCGACCUACACGCGUUCUGGGCGGACAUUGUGAAGUCGUAUGCGUUGCGAAACAUGACUAAUUUGAAAGAUCGAUUGACGGCCUUGUCUGGUCUGGCCGCAAAGUAUCUAAGUGCGAGUAGCCUUGACGAAUAUCUGGCCGGUAUUUGGGCGAAAAAUCUGCCAGAAGGACUCGUGUGGAAAGUAGAACAAGCGGUCGAUAUUGAUGGCAACAAAGUCGAUCCCAUGGCACCAAAGUGGCCGUCAUGGUCAUGGGCUGCGCUUCCGCUGCACACUGCGAUUGGAACGGAUGCCAAAAGUGCACGAUCGGCCUCUUUCCAAAGAAUUGCUGAUGACGACAUCAGAACGCCGGGAGUUCGAGUUGACGUGGAGAAUGCUGUCAAACAGGGAGAACAUACCAAGGAGAUUUGCGUGACAGGUCGCAUGCGCGCACUAUGGAAGCCGUCUUCUUGCCGCAUUGACUGGUCGAGUGUCAGCAGGGUAGUGGAAGGGGAGGAAAGGUUCACUUUUGCGACUAAUCCCGAACAGGACAUGCAUGCCAUACAAUCUGUAUCUGGUCGCGUUCUGGUGUACGAGGAUCGAAAAAAAGAAGUUGUCGGUCAGCUUGACUUUCUGCAUGACGUCAGAAGAGUGCAAUCGGGUCAGGUGGAGUUGUUGGCUCUUGAGAUAGGGGAAACAACUAUGCUCUUGUUGGAGAACUGUGGCGAGGGGAUUUACCGGCGGGUUGGAGCUGCAUGGGACGUUCGUAAGGACUUCGUUGCAUUUGCGGUAUGCGAGGUCUUAAUUUUGCGAUAGAUAGGAAUAUCUAUGCUUCGUCAGAACUGAGCUCAAUGUCCCCUAUUGACACUAUUUCCACACUUGGGAACAAUCAAGUAUACUUGCA
Molecule: messenger RNA, 2426 nt
Organism: Macroventuria anomochaeta
Lineage: Eukaryota; Fungi; Ascomycota; Dothideomycetes; Pleosporales; Didymellaceae
Product: HET-domain-containing protein
Exons: 1
Coding region: 185-2338 (717 amino acids)
Source: RefSeq, a predicted model, not a curated record